AUGGCCGAGGAUGACCUCAAGUUCGUCUUCCACGCGGGCACAGACGAGAUCGGGGAGGGUGUUGGCAUAAGUGCCAAAGAACGUCGCUCACAUGCUGCGCGCAUUGGUCGCCGUAACGCUGUACAGGCAGCGAGCAAGACCGCGAAGACGAACCAUUCUUCAAAUCGUCCCGUUCCACAUCCCGUUCCUCGAAAACAAGCUCUUUACAGGCUAGACUUACGACAGCAGACUAACCGUCCAAAUGACCCCGAGUCUUCAUCCGAUGAAGAAAGACAGCUUUCGCCUCCUCCACCGCUGGUGCUCAAUGGCAACUCCGACCCAUUUGCCAUGCUACCCAUCGUCAUCACACCACUUGUGAACCAGUGCUUGACAUUCAUGCGGGAGGCGCUGUACCCAAGUAUAUACUACAACACCUUCUUCCGUCGCCUCUACGGUACCUCCCACGGGCCGAUCAACGUCCUCCAAGAUAGCACUUGGCUACCCGCGCAGACGGCUCGACAAGAUUGGGGUACGGCAGCGAGCAGCUUGACUUCCGAAGGGCAGGCCAUGGCCUGCAUUGCUAGUUUCCUAAGCAAUAUGGGCCCCCUAAUGCCCGAGGGAAACCGACUCAAAAUCAGCCGUGAGGCUCUCAUCUAUACCACCAAGAGCUCGCAGUUGUUACGAAAGUCCCUCGAUGAGUUGCCCAGCAUUGACGGCCAAAGUGUCCUGCUUCGAGAACCAAGCCUCAUUAGCCACGUCUUCUGGUUGUUCCGCGCGGCUGUCUUCUCGGAGAAUAAAACCUCAGUAUCAGUUCACGGCAAGGUCUUAGCUCGAAGCAUCAUGCAAGGCUUCAAUGACGGGGUUGUCGACCACUUGAUGAUUAUACAAGCUAUCAAUGCCGAUUGUGAUGACGCCACCAAGUUUAUGCGGCCAACCUACUUCGAUCCAGACUGGUACAAAACGAUUGUCCAGCCAAUAUGGGCCACGGCCGAAUAUGUCCUACCUCCUAUACCCGAAGCCGCCUACGUGAACAUCAAUGCUACAAUUGAAUUGCCUGAAUUGCGGGAGAUAUUUAUCAAUUCGCUCCACCAGGCAGCAUACUGCGAAGACGGAAUGCAAGUGCCUGACGCAGCAUGGGGUCCGCUGGAGCACAGACAGCUUGCGUUCGCUUGGUUUGCCACGCAGAGUGAGUACACCAUGUCCAAACUUCUCCAGAUCUACUUCGAUCUCCGAGGUGGUAAUCGUUCGUCUUUGCAUCCAAAGAGGACGCAGCCAGCUCUCAAACCUGCCCAGAGACUGACGCAGAUUGCGCUGGCGCUGGGACUACUGUACUACGUCCGCGUCUUGGGCCACGAGACGAAAAUCAACGGCAAAGACAUUCGAGACUCCUCGCCUGAGAUCCUGAGACAUUUGAGAGCUGUCAUGAACCAGAUCUUGAUUGUUGCCAGCGACGAUGAAAAACGGCAGUACCACGAGGCGCACGCGUGGCUCUACUUCCUGGGGGCUUUUGAAGAAGAACGGAAGGACGUUUCGCCCAAAUCGAUUUGGUAUCAGCACCGCCUUGCUGACCAUGUCAAUAUCUCAAGGGACAAGGGCUGGACCACUUCAAUCAGCUGGAAAGACUACCGUCGCAUUUUCCGCACAUUCCUCUAUAGCAAUUGGGCAUACCCCAGCGGAUCCACGUGGUUCGAUCGAGUCGUUGCCACGUACGAAAGGCCCAUAGAAUGA
This is a messenger RNA of Fonsecaea nubica, 1707 nucleotides long. RefSeq lists its product as hypothetical. Bases 1 to 1707 code for a protein of 568 amino acids. The transcript has a single exon. The record is from RefSeq and is a predicted model, not a curated record. Lineage: Eukaryota; Fungi; Ascomycota; Eurotiomycetes; Chaetothyriales; Herpotrichiellaceae.